AUGGGGGGCAGAACAUGCAUCAUAGAUCUUGCAAGAAUGCUCAAUUUGGGACCAACAACAGUAUGGAGGCUCAUCAAGAGGAAAAUUAUUAAGCCACACUCAAGUCCCUUGCAUCCAGGCAUUUCAGAAGCAUGCAAAAUGGCAAGGAUAAGGUGGGCACUCAGACUGAUAAUGGAUUACACUAUACCACAAGAACCAACAUAUAACAACAUGUAUGACUUCAUUCAUAUUGAUGAGAAGUGGUUUUAUUUGACUAAAAAAAACCAGAGAGUUUAUCUUGCAAACAAUGAACCCUAUCCACACAGAAGUGCAACCAAGAGGACAUCAAAAAACAGAGUAAAGGGGAUCAUUGAAACAAAGCCAGUGAAGUCUGUAAAUCAAAUAGAAACAAGGGCAAUGAUGAUCAACAAGCUACUUCCAGCAAUCAAGGCUAAGUGCCACCACAUGAAGGGGAAAAGGUCAAUACAAUCACUUAUGCACAAGAAAAUGCCUGAAAUUGUGGAGGACUUAAGUGGAGUAGUGUAUGAUUCUUUUAAUGAGUUGCAUCCUAAGACAUUGUCUAAUGUGUGGAUGACAUUACAGUUUGUUUCUAAUGAGAUUCUAAAACACAAAGGCAACAAUGAUUACCAACUUCCACACAACAAGAAGAAGAUUCUAGAAGAUGAAGGCAUACUGCCAGAGCAAGUCAAGGCACCUAUAUGGGCAGUUAAUGAAUGCAUGCAACUCUAUGAUGAAUGGAAAGCAAACCAGUGA
Molecule: messenger RNA, 753 nt
Organism: Spinacia oleracea (spinach)
Lineage: Eukaryota; Viridiplantae; Streptophyta; Magnoliopsida; Caryophyllales; Amaranthaceae
Exons: 3
Coding region: 1-753 (250 amino acids)
Molecular function (GO): nucleic acid binding
Source: RefSeq, a predicted model, not a curated record